ACUUGGCAUUCCCCCGCAAGCCAGGAAGGAGACAGGAUGGAAGAGUUUUCUGCAGCAGACUCUCUGCCCAGACCAUCCAACACAGCUUUUGCAAGUCAUCAACCAGCUAAACACCACCACACAGUAAUCAGGAUACAUAAACUGGGAAAGGGGAUACCUACAUCAAGAUGCUGGAAACAGGGAACUUCCUGUUCCCAUGCAGAAGCCCGGGUGCAGUGCAGCUUACCUGCAGAGACAGCACAGGCGUUUGGAAGUGACAAUGCCGCAAUGGGGCGGUGAAGAAGCACCAAAGGAGCAGCACACCAAGCUACACAACCAUUCAAGCUGGAGAAAUUAGACUAGCCCUGUCAGCAGCAUCUUUGAAAUACUUCUGCUUUUGAAAGCUGAGACACAUUUCCCCGCUGAAUUAAAACUGGAGUAUCGCUUCUGGAUAAGUUUCCUGAGUUCGUCAAGAUUUCUCCCUCAGUAGAGAUGGAGUUAGGACAGCCCAUAACGCAGCAACUUCUGACUGUUGGAGAUCCAGCUCCAGACGGCAUUGACCUUUUGCACCAGUAACCCUAAUGACCACUAGGGGCAUUGGGAGUAGAGACAGACAGAGCCCCUUGGAGAAAUGACAAGACAAUUACAGGCUUUGACAUAUUCAGCAGUGUCAGCAAGAAAGAAAGAAAAAAGGAUGUUGUAACAGGCAAUCUGCCCUUUGGGCACAGGUAACACAGAGAACAGAGGACGUGUCAUUAUGAAUCAUCGAGCUGCAGCUCCAAAGACAAGAGGUGAUAAUUGUCUGAGCAUAAAGAACUCUGAAUCCCUUGAUACCUACAUCCAGAAUACACUUUCCUCUCUCUACCCACCUUUUGAAGCUACAGCUGCUACUGUUCUGUGGCAGCUUUUCAGUAUUGUUGAAAAGUUCUAUCAUGGAGAUGGUCUCAGAUGUCUAAUUGAUUUCCUCGUCCCUGCCAAGAGAGUCUUACAGUGUAUCCAGCAAGAAACCUGUGGAAAUUAUACUGGUCUAAUUUUUUACCAUGAAGGAUGGCCAUUGUGCAUCCAUGAGAAAGUCAUAGUACAGCUAGCAUCUCUUCACAAAGUCCGUUUAAAACCAGGAGAUUUUUACUUUCAGAUUGUGCCGCUGGGAAAGCAGUCAGCUAACCUAGUAUUAAAAUGCCUCUCCAGACAUGGGCAAGGAAUGGAAGAACUUAUUAUACCUGAAACUAUGUAUGGGCAUAUUUUCACAACAGAGUUUUUGGAAAAUGUGAAUGGUGAACGUAAUGGCUGUCCCUUGCAGAGCUGCUUGCUGACCACGGGCCCAGCCAUAUAUAGGACCCCUUGGAAGAAUAUUGUGAAUCCCAUCUUUGUUCCUACAGCUGAAACAAUCCUGCAAAAAUAUCCUAAUAAUUCUCUGCUUGGAAAAUUAAUACCGAGCAACCCUAAUUCUAAGGGCACGACACAGACCAUGGAAAGCAGCAGCUCACGUGAGAGUUCCACUUCUAAUGAUACUGGCUCUACUGUGAUAGAGUCAGCACUUUCAGGCAAUCAUGGGAACCAGGGCAAUGAGGAUUCUGGGUUAUGUCAUGUCCCUGGAUGCAAUGAUCAGAUGCAAAGCUCAGAAGCUUCAGUUGAGGCUGGAGCAGUUGAAGACUUAAAUGAGAAAACACUUCCUGGGGGAUACGCAUAUAUGGAUUCAGUUGCAGAAGAAGCCUUCAAGGAACCUGAACAGACAUCUGAGUUGACAUCUGAAUGUAUGGAAGGAGAUGUGGUAAAAAAGAAUGGCACCAAAAGCAUAUCUUUUGGUACAGUGAGCAGUCCACAUCAGAGAGGGCGGGAUUCUGUGUAUUUCGAAACAAAACGAUUAUUUAGAAAGUCCUACAUAGAAGCUUUGCAAAAUCCAAUGAUCCUGGGUUCCAGUUCUGAGGAAUCCAUUGCAGAAGAAGAACCUUUAGAGCAUGGAAUAGACUCAGGAGAGCCAGGUGAUGAUUCCAGGACCACCAAGAACAAAAUCUGUGUGAACAAUAUUCAGCAAGAAAGCUCUUGGUCUGAGAAACCUUCAAAACUGGUAGAAACAAGAGAGUUUGAGGAUAGUUUCCAGGCUUCAGAAAAACUGCUUUUGUCUCAUGAGACUUCUCCAAUAGCAGGUUUCCGGUCAGGUUCAAGAAGAUUCCGAUCUUUAGAAAAUGCAUAUAAGAAUUCACAAAGUAAAGACUGUAAACCCAGGAUAUCCUCAGAUGGCGUGUUCAGUAUAAAUCCCAAAAGUUUUGUAAAGCUGGAUUCACAUAUUCAUGAAUUCCCAUCAAAAAGCAAAGAGGAUGAAGACUUAUCUAGAGACUCCAGAACCAGUUCCCAGGAUUGCAAAUCUAAUGUAAACUCAUCACCUCUGCUGCCUCACCAUGGAAAUGACCUGCUAUCUGCAAACACUGGGGACCCUGAUCAUUUGUUACCAAACCAGCUGCUUCAAGUUAAUCAAGAGUUAAUACAGUCUGGAAUAAUUUCUUUAUGUGGAAACCGGGAUCGUGGUGGAAGAGCCGUGGUUCAGGUCUGCAUAAAAAACAGUGCCUGGUUAAGUGAACAUUCCCGAGUCAAUGAGCUCACUCAACUUCUAGUAUACUUCUACAAUAUUCCCAGAAAGGAUGUCUGUUCUUUGGGACUGCUUAUUUUGGUGGAUGCUCGCAAAAGUCAGAAUGUACAUACCCUUUUCAAAGCCUUGGCAGCAUUACAGAGUGCAGUUCCUCAUUCCAUUCAUAGUGUUCUGAUUCUGACUGAUAAAGAAUCUACUUUUAGGCCUGACAAAGAAGUUGCAUUUCAGUGUGAAGUUCUCACAUCACUGAAGGCUUUGCAUAGAUUCAUUGACUGCACCCAACUGACAGCAGAAUUUGAUGGAACGUUCCCUUACAGUCAUGAAGACUGGAUAUGUUUCCGAAGAAAACUUGAGCCGUUCAUUACCAACUGCAAAGAGGCUGUUGUUUUCUUACAGUACUCUAUACAUUCACUCAGCAAUACCCAAACUCCAAGUACUGCACAAGAGAUGAAAGACUUGAUGAACAAACACAAGACAAUGAUGAAACUUGUUCUAGAAGAUGAACUGUUAGUGACCUUAAGACUUGAGGGUGGGACAGUCGUUGCAAGACUCAGGAAGGAGGAAUUCUGCAAUACAGAAGAUUAUCGAGAUUCCAUGGAGACUGUGACAAGGCUAUACAAUCAAGUAGAUGAAGAAGUCCAUAGGCUGGUUCUGUUGUCUAAUAAGUCCUUGCAACAACUGGAGAGUCUCUUGGCAAUGAAAAAGUUUGAAGAAGGCUGUGAUCAGAUAAAAGUCUGGUUUGAGCAUGAGAAAGAAAAAUAUCUUAGGCCUUUGGACCAAGAACAGCUUUCAAUUGAAAAUGUGAAAAGGCAGCAGGAAGAAUUCAUCAUUUUCAAUGAAAAAGCAAUGGAAGAACUUGGGCAGGAAGAAAGGCAACAUACUACUUGGAGUGUUUCAUGUUUUAUACUACAGCAAUAUUCCCAGAAAGGGCUACAGUUCAUCAAGGAGAAUUCUGCAUUACAAUCGGAAGAAGAAUUUCAGGCCUUCAGUAGGUAUCUGAAUAAUAUCUCUAUUCAAACAGAGAAGAGGAAAAGUGAACUGGAGAGGCUGGUCAAGUUGUAUGAAUUUUAUGAAACAGCUCACAAGUGGAUGGUUCAUUGUAAUGGGUAUCUUGAGCAGUUUUCAGUAGAGGCCAGAUGUUCUCAAUCAGCAAUUCAUUGUUUGCAAAGCUAUCACCAAGAAGCUUCAAAAGUUUCUGCAGAAAACUUUCAGAAAGUCAUUGAGGUUAUAAUUGCUUUGGGUAACAAAGAGGAACUAAAACAAUGGAACAUUUUAUGGCUCAAAUGUCUGCAGACCCGGCACCACUUAGAAGAGGUCCUUUCCGAAGCAAUUAAAGAUUACAGCAGAGAAGGAACCAGCAGUACUGUCAGAGAGAUUGGCCAGAAGAUUAGCCGUAAUCUUGGAAGAAAAUCUGGAACACAACCCAGCUGUUCUUCUAGUCUUUGCUCUAGAACUGAUGAUAACAUCUGGGAUAGUAAGUCACUUGAUACAUUUAAGCAUAGCAGCCUGCUACUGGAUGUCUCCCCUCCUUUAAGUAAGAAGGGCACCACUCAGGGCACAAAUGUGUUUUCUUCUGAUAAUCCUUCCUUGUCACAAAGACUAACUCCACUGUUGGGUAGGUGUAGGACUAGCCGUGUUUCAGAAGAUUUGGACAGUAUUUCUACCUGCUGUUCAGAGCCAAUCCAGACACCCACCACCCAUCACAAGAAGCACCCAUUAAAGAAGAUUAUGAAGAAGACAGAGAGCUUUGAUUUGGCCCAGCAUGAGAACAACUGCUGUGAACUACAUCACCCUGGAUACACUGGAGUUUACAUCAGAGGACUGGAGGUAGCCAGUAAUGUUGUUGCAGAGAAGAGAAACACACAGCGCCCAAAUAUUAAAAGCCCUUUGCUGUGUAGAAAUAGAAGUUUGUCCUCUCCAUCAAGAAUGUACCACAUGGAAGAUGAAGAAGAAGAGAAGAAAAGAGGGGGAAGCAGGAAAGUGAACCACAUAAUGGAUGAGAUGAUCACAACGGAGAGGGAAUAUGUCAGAUCAUUAGGCUAUAUCAUUGACAGCUAUUUUCCAGAAAUGGAAAGAAUUGACUUACCUCAGGAUCUGCGAGGGAAGCGAAACAUCAUAUUUGGAAAUUUGGAAAAACUCUAUGAUUUCCAUUGUCAGUAUUUCCUGAAAGAUCUGGAACACUGCACAGCCUUCCCCCUGAGAGUCAGCCACUGUUUCCUCAGACAUGAAGAACAGUUUGGGAUGUAUGCACUAUACAGCAAGAACAAACCACAGUCGGAUGCUUUGCUUAUAAGCCAUGGAAAUGCCUUCUUUAAAAAUCAGCAGCAGGAAUUGGGUGAUAAAAUGGAUCUGGCUUCCUAUCUGCUGAAACCUAUCCAGAGAAUGAGCAAAUACGCUCUCCUUUUGAAGGAUCUGAUCAAGGAGUGCUCAGCAGCACAAGAUCGGGAGCUUAGUGCCCUCCGUGCUGCUGAAGAAAUGGUCAAGUUUCAGCUUCGCCAUGGGAAUGAUUUGCUUGCAAUGGAUGCCAUCAGAGGAUGUGAUGUUAAUCUGAAAGAACAAGGACAGCUGAGAUGUCAGGAUGAAUUUAUUGUGUGCUGUGGCAGAAAGAAGUAUUUGCGGCAUGUCUUCCUUUUUGAGGACCUCAUCUUAUUCAGCAAAACAAAAAAGAUUGAUGGAGGAUAUGACAUUUACAUGUACAAGCAGUCAUUCAAGACAGCUGAGAUUGGGAUGACAGAAAAUGUUGGAGAUAGUGGUCUGAGAUUUGAAAUCUGGUUCCGUAGGCGAAGGAAAUCCCAGGACACGUACAUCCUUCAAGCAAAUUCUGCAGAAACUAAGAUUGUGUGGACUAAUAUAAUAGGAAAGAUUCUUUGGAGACAAGCCUUGCGAAACCGAGAACUUCGAAUGCAAGAAAUGGUGUCUAUGGGCAUAGGGAAUAAACCAUUCAUGGAUAUCAAGCCCAGUGACGCAGCUAUAUGUGAUCGAGCAAUAGAUUAUAUCAUGAAAGGAGCAGAGUCAAGGACUCGUGCCUCAAUAGCUGUUUCUUCAUUCGACCAUUCCACGCCAUUUAAGAGGCCUCAUUCCACAAUCUCAAACAGCAGUACCUCUUCGUCAAGCAGUCAGUCUUCCUCUUCCAUCCUGGGCUCGCUAAACCUGCACGUUUAUUCUACCCCAACCCAUCCUGGCUUAGUAGGACCCCCUUUCUACCACUGGUCAUAUGAUGUCAGAGCCUGUAUUGAGGAAGAUGAGCUGGAACAGGAAACUGGGAGCCAGCCCUCCAUGAUUACCGAGAGUUCUGAAUCAUCCCAGUGCACAUCAGGCGAAAGUGUGAGUGGUAUCAGCAGCUCUGUCCAGGCUGGGCUCUCCCCACUCCUUACAGAGACAUUUCUGGAUGAAGGCACUUCAAACCUUGCUCUUAAGUCUCCAACACAAGACACAUCUCCUGCCCUCUUGGAGAAGAGUCUCAGAUCAAAAGCCAGCACUCUGUGCAUUUCAGCUAGCAAAACCUCCCAAUUAUUAGGCCUCUCAACCAUGGUUUGACAGACAGACAUUUGUAUUGUUAAAUGAUGAUUUGGAGCAGAGUAUGUAAUAUGAACUUUGAGAACAUGAAUCUCUCAACAUGAACCUCUCAACACCUCCAACUCUCUCGGUUUUGAGUCACAUUCUUCUGUUCUGAAAAGGGAAUGUAUCCUUGUUUUAUGUAAGAAAUAUGGUCUUCCAUUUUUUUCAUGUUGACCUAAUUUUUUGUAUAUAGCAGCUGAGAUUUUGAUGUUACUAUAUUUUUGGAAAUCUUGUAAAUGCAGAAAGCAUUAUGUGUACAAAUAAAAAAUGUACGAACUGUGCUGAACCCCUUUGUAAAUAUAUAUUUUAUUGUCUUGAAUUAUAAAUCAUUCAUUUUUAUGGCACACUUUAAAAAAUCUUACUAGCAUACACUCCAGUAGGCCUCUAUGGCAAAAGUGAGUGUUUAUAAGAGCUGAAGUGUUUGGAAUAUAGGAAUAUUUCUAAACCGUGAAAAUAACUAGUAUUUGUAACCAUUUGUCUUGGAGGGUCUCAAACAUUUUCAGAACAGGCCUCCAUAUAGAAAACAAAACUUAUUUGUGUCCACAGUACCUAGAGCGCAUUCAGCCCAGUAGACUGGCUGACAGUCACACACUCAUCCAAGGAUACUAUGAGAGAGGUCAAAACCUUAUGGCUGUGUAUAUUCCAUGAUUCUGUGCAAGCACAGAAAAAGUGUCAAGUGUGGUAUCUGUUGCAGAAGUCAGCUUCCUGAGAUUCAUAGUUUUCUUGCUUGCCUUUUUUUUAAAAAAAAGGAUUAUGUUUCUAGUCCUUUGUGAAGGAUAGGCUGGGCAACCAGAGGGUUGAUAAUAUUCAACCCAAGGGGAGGGCUUUGGAACAUUUCAGUUUCUUGCCCAUUCUCAUGCCUAUCAAAUACAGGACUAUAGUCAUAGCAUAAUUAUAUAGGUUACAGAAUGCAUCUAUUCAUGCUACAGAAUUUCACACACACACAAAAUAUAUGUAGCCCUGAAACACAUUUACUACACCUAUGUACUCUUUCUAGAAACCUGAGAAUUUCAAUGUUUGUUUGUACUUGUGUUUUAAAGACAAAUUUAAAUUUUGUGACAAAUUCUGUGAUGAUCACAGAAAUAUGUUCAUUGAAGACAGAUGUAACAUUUGUAGAAUAGUGGGGCUGGCUGGAAGUGCUCUCUCUAUAUUAAGCACAAACAUACAUUUAUUCUCUCCAGAUACAACCUAUGAGGAGGGAAAUUGUUCUGCACGUUUGCAGCAGCUGGCUGGCUGUGGACAGCUCUGGCUAAUGUGCAUAAUGUUAAGAUGCAUACACCUCAUCUCUGGUGCAAUUCUGUAAUAUUUUUUUUUUAAGUUUCUAAAUUUUUAAGGUUAAUUAUGAUUGUAUCAUCAUGGAUACCUAUUCAUGUGGCACUUAUAAAGUCUGCCUGAAGAAUGGGGGAAAGGUAAGACUAAUUGGAUAGAAUGCAUAUCUUUCCUGCAAAUUCCAAAGCUGGGAGGAAUUCAAGCUCACACAAUAGGUAUAUGCACAAAUAGAUUCAGUUCAUCCAGUAUAGAUGUGCCGAAUCGUUUCAGCAGGUUGAGGAGCAGUACUUUUAAGCAUGAGUAAAGCAGAUCCUUACCUGUUCUUCUGCCGCCCCACUGCUUUUCUGGACGUGGUGCUGUGCCACUCAGAAGUUCGAGUGCAGCCACAGGACUUCACCCAGCAGCCUGUGUUCAGCGGCAGGACAUACAUGGCCACCAUGCAUGUCCGGCAGCCAUGUGCUUAGUCAGCAACACCAUGCUGACCACGCAUGGCCAGCACGCAUGCUCAGUGGCCAUGUGCAUCUCACCACCAUCCACAGGCUGCUGAGUGAAGCCCUGAGGCUGCACAUGAACUUUUGAGUGGCACAGUGACACACCUGGAAAAGCAGUGGGGCAGCCAAGGAGCAGGUAAGAACCUGCUUUACUGAUGCUUAAAGGUACCGCAUCCCAUCAAAACAUUCAUGCACAUCCCUAUCACACAAUAGGUGAUGAACCUACUGUGAGAUCUUUAAAUAUUGCAUCUGUCUAGAACAGGAAUUUCCUGUACUGAACAGGUUCAUCACCCAGACAAUGAAUUCUUAUACACAGGGCACAAGGUUUUAGAGCUGAGCCUCCCAAGGAAGCUCACUCUGCUAUCUGUGUUACUUUGGCAGUCUGGUAGUCUGUGUCCCUGUCUAACCAGGAGACAUACAAGAUGGACUUCAAGCCUCCUUUAGUAAGGGACUUAAGCUUCCAUUAGUGAAUGGCUGCACCUUCUUAAGGAGACCUGCCAGAUGUUCUGAGAACCAUUGGUUUAUGUGAAUCUAAAUAUGAAAACAGAAUUUUUCAUAUGCUCUUUAGGGGUUUUUAAUCUUGUUAGUCAAAUAUCGCCAUGUAUAAAGCCUUUUCAAGAUGGAAUAAUAAAGAAAAAGUUGUAUAACC
Messenger RNA from Hemicordylus capensis (graceful crag lizard), 8533 nucleotides. It is a transcript of the gene PLEKHG4B, whose product is annotated as pleckstrin homology and RhoGEF domain containing G4B. The record is from RefSeq and is a predicted model, not a curated record. The coding region runs from base 737 to 6103 and encodes 1788 amino acids. Lineage: Eukaryota; Metazoa; Chordata; Lepidosauria; Squamata; Cordylidae. Gene Ontology annotation, molecular function: guanyl-nucleotide exchange factor activity. The transcript has 30 exons.